UUCGCGGAUCCUGUCCUGGCAAACCGGAUUGCAAAACCAGAGCCAUGGCCCAGACCCUUCUCUUUCUCUCCGCCAGCGACGAUCCCUACCGCACGCGAUCAGCGUCCAGCGACUCUCUCUUCCAGCCCCGGACCACCGCCGUCAUCCCGGGCCAGGUACCUCGUUGUACCUCUGCUGCACCAGCCCGCUGCUGGCAUCGCUCACCAGGCCGUCGCCACGCCUUGCGUAGUGUAGACCAGACCCGCAAAACCCUUCAGCCUCUGCACAUUCUGCUUGUCUAUACGGCCACAUUGGUGCUCGUACGCGGUUGGUUUGGGCAAUCAUCAUCAUCAUCAUCAUCAUCAUCAUCAUCCAUCAUCAGAAUCAUACCAGCGCCUUGUAGACACACCAAAUGCUUCGGUACAUCCACCCCCUCGCCGAGUACCGCCAAGUACCAGCGCCGCACCGUCCCAGUCAACACUGCGCUCUCGCGACACGACCAGCUCCCCUUCCCACAGCGGUACCUUGCAGUACAUGCUGCUCGACCCCUGUCGCUCUCCCACACGCACUCCCAGCUUGCCCUCUCGUGGCCCGUCCAGCGGCUGCUGCUGCUUCUGCCGCUGCCGCUGCUUGUACACGCCGGUACUCAUGCUAGCAGCUUUGCGUUGUGUCGUCUCCCUUUUUCCCACCGCUCGCCCCAAAUCUCACACACACCCUUCGCCCAGAAAAUCCCAUGAAAAAAACCCCUUCUUUCUGCGCGCUAAUCUUGACGAAAAGGCCCGCCUGG
Molecule: messenger RNA, 766 nt
Organism: Trichoderma asperellum CBS 433.97
Lineage: Eukaryota; Fungi; Ascomycota; Sordariomycetes; Hypocreales; Hypocreaceae
Source: RefSeq, a predicted model, not a curated record